Leopardus geoffroyi (Geoffroy's cat) is the source of this 2777-nucleotide messenger RNA. It is a transcript of the gene GPATCH2, whose product is annotated as G-patch domain containing 2. Bases 124 to 1710 code for a protein of 528 amino acids. The transcript is spliced from 10 exons. Lineage: Eukaryota; Metazoa; Chordata; Mammalia; Carnivora; Felidae. The record is from RefSeq and is a predicted model, not a curated record. Gene Ontology annotation, molecular function: nucleic acid binding.
CUCCCGUCUGCUUCCGGAAGCUCAGCUCAAAAUGCUGAACUGCUUCUGGAAGUCGCUGGUGCUGUGGUAGUUGGAGUCUGUUCUCGGGCCUGAGCCUCGAGGCCAGGCUCCUGGGUGUCGUUAAUGUUCGGGGCCGCCGGGCGCCAACCGAUCGGAGCUCCAGCCGCCGGGAACAGCUGGCAUUUCAGUCGAACCAUGGAAGAACUGGUUCAUGAUCUUGUCUCAGCAUUGGAGGAGAGCUCAGAGCAAGCUCGAGGUGGAUUUGCUGAAACAGGAGAUCAUUCUCGAAGUAUAUCUUGCCCUCUGAAACGCCAGGCAAGGAAAAGGAGAGGGAGAAAACGGAGAUCAUAUAAUGUUCACCACCCAUGGGAGACUGGUCACUGCUUAAGUGAAGGCUCUGACUCUAGUUUAGAGGAACCAAGCAAGGACUAUAGAGAGAAUCACAAUAAUAAUAAAAAAGAUCACAGUGACUCUGAUGACCAAAUGUUAGUGGCUAAGCGCAGGCCAUCAUCAAACUUAAAUAAUAAUGUACGAGGAAAAAGACCUCUGUGGCACGAAUCUGACUUUGCCGUGGACAACCUUGGGAACAGAACUCUGCGCAGAAGGAGAAAGGUAAAACGCAUGGCCGUGGACCUCCCACAGGACAUCUCUAACAAACGGACAAUGACCCAGCCCCUUGAAGGUUGUAGAGAUCAGGACAUGGACAGUGAUAGAGCUUACCAAUAUCAAGAGUUUACCAAGAACAAAGUCAAAAAAAGGAAAUUGAAAAUAAUUAGACAAGGACCAAAAAUCCAAGAUGAAGGAGUAGUUUUAGAAAGUGAGGAAAUAAGCCAGACCAGUAAGGACAAAAUGGACUACGAAGAGCAAAAAGUCUCAGACGAACUCAUGAGUGAAAGUGAUUCCAGCAGUCUCAGCAGCACCGAUGCUGGUUUAUUUACCAAUGAUGAGGGAAGGCAAGGUGACGAUGAGCAGAGUGACUGGUUUUAUGAGAAGGAAUCAGGUGGAGCAUGUGGCAUCACUGGGGUCGUGCCCUGGUGGGAAAAGGAAGAUCCUACCGAGCUAGACAAAAAUUUACCAGAUCCUGUCUUUGAAAGUAUCUUAACUGGUUCUUUCCCUCUUAUGUCACAUCCGGGAAGAAGAGGUUUCCAAGCUAGACUCAGUCGCCUUCAUGGACUGCCUUCCAAGAACAUUAAAAAAUCAGGAGGGACCACAACUUCAAUGGUGGGCACCCCGGGCCCUGUCAGUAACAAGAGAAUGGUUCACUUUUCCCCAGAUUCACAUCACCAUGACCAUUGGUUUAGCCCUGGCACUAAGACAGAGCAUGGCCAGCAUCAGCUUCUGAGAGAUAACCGAGCUGAAAGAGGACACAAGAAAAACUGUUCUGUGAAAACAGCCAGCAGGCAAACAAGCAUGCAUUUGGGAUCCCUAUGCACUGGAGAUAUCAAGCGGAGAAGAAAAGCUGCACCCUUGCCUGGACCUACCACAGCAGGAUUUGUAGGAGAAAACGCCCAGCCAAUCCUAGAAAGCAACAUUGGAAAUCGAAUGCUCCAGAAUAUGGGCUGGACACCUGGGUCAGGCCUUGGACGAGACGGCAAGGGGAUCGCGGAGCCAAUCCAAGCCAUGCAGAGGCCAAAAGGAUUAGGUCUUGGAUUUCCUCUACCAAAAAGCACCCCUGCACCUGCCACUCCCAAUUCAGGAAAAUCCGCCUGAGAAGAAAAACAAAGAAGAAAUGUUUUACAAUUUUUAUUUAAUAUAUAUAUAUAUAUGUACAUACAUACGUACACAUAUAUAUGUGUACGCACAUAUAUACAUAUGUAUGUACACAUAUAUAUGUGUGUAUGUAUGUAUAUAUACGUAUGUACAUAUUUAUAUAUGUAUGUGUGUAUAUAUAUACAUACGUAUAUAUAUAUUCCAUUGUAUGUAUGUAUAUAUGUGUGUGUGUGUGUGUGUGUGUAUAUAUAUAUAUAUAUAUAUAUAUAUAUAUAUUCCAUUGCCCUAAAAUUACAACAUAGCUUCCGUUUUCGAAGCAGAAAUUGACCUUGCCUCAAACUCCUCACUCUAGCGUCCUGCGAAUGGUCCUGCCACAGUGAUAGAAAUGGGGUUCCCUCACAGUUACUGGUGCUAAAGUGAAAACCUUUACCUUUAAAAAUUUUUUCAGCAACUUCCAGUUAUUUCUAGGUAUAAAUAACAGCUUGUUGCCCCUAUUUAUUUUGAUCUCAUAGGUCAGUCAUUUCUAGCUGGAUUCAGUCAUUAUGUGUGCAAUGCCCAGGCAAACAUGAGACACCCACGUGUUUCUCAAAUGGGAUAGGCCAGAAAGGAUGUUGUUUCCUAUCACACCCAGAACUCAAAGACCGAUCAUCACGUCAAUGAAGUCCUAAGCAAAUCUUUGUUUGAAAGGCUUGCCAAUUUCACAUUCCUUGAAUCUGGCUUUUUCGUGAGGCUUCUGUAAUGGGGUGGUACCCAUUCAUCUAUCCUUGGACAGGGUAGUAUCAGGUUCACAGUUGACAAACAGUGAUUAAUGUUUCCCUCUGACAUUGUUGACCAAAACAAACCUCAUCAUUGUUAUCACCGGAGUGCCCUCAACAUGACUUGUGGAUUUUACCAAUUUUACCUCAUUUAGAACAUCAAAUAAUUAUUGAAAGAAAAAUGUAUUUUUUCAAUUCACCAUGACCGAACUGUAAAUUCUAUUCAUCUAGAUUUACUUCUACCUCUGUCUUCCCAAAGGUUGAUAUUUUUUUAGAUCAAUGCAACUGUAGUAAACUAAUUUUCAGUUUUAA